Synchiropus splendidus (mandarinfish) is the source of this 837-nucleotide messenger RNA. It is a transcript of the gene tcta, whose product is annotated as T cell leukemia translocation altered. The transcript is spliced from 3 exons. The record is from RefSeq and is a predicted model, not a curated record. Lineage: Eukaryota; Metazoa; Chordata; Actinopteri; Syngnathiformes; Callionymidae. The coding region runs from base 241 to 546 and encodes 101 amino acids.
AACGUGUUAUUUUUAAAAUAAUAAUAAUAAUAAUAAUAAUAAUAAUAAUAAUAAUUCGAAAGCGUUUCUGGAUUUUUAAAAUUUACAGCGAAAAAAACAACCAAGUACGUCACGUCGUAUUCUGCAUCUUCGUCACGUACGUAGCUGUCACUGAACAGAGAUGGCGAGCCCCAAGUGAUUUCGCGUCCCGCUGUUGUUUUGAAUAAAUGAAGCCGCUGUCUGCGUGGACAACCGUAUACGAUGGAGGAGCCUUGGAAUUUCGAGUUCGUGUCUCGCAUCGCUGACUGUUGCUUGUCCUUCCUUUCCGAAUUCGUGAACGACUGGCUCGCUAACGACAUGCGAGUUUCCAUCUUCAAAAUCCUGUUAAGUUGGCUCAUAUUAAGCCUCAUCGCCAUUCACUUCGCAUGGAAAGUCUACGGGAAUACAGUGAACGACAUGUAUUACCGACAAGGUUCGGGUCAGAAUGGUGGAACCCCCGAAAGUACAGCUGACCUGAGAGGAUGGGAAAGAGCCACAGGUGAUACCCCCAAACCUCACAGAGACUAAAAGGAUCUUGGAAGCUACAUUGCUUCUGGGAGUAUCUCAUGAAUAAACAUUGUAAAGUUAUGUAUUUAAUAACAAAGUUGACGUUGAGGCUGGAUGAGAAACGCGCCUGGACUUGAGGAACCUGCUGGAUAUUUCCAUUCUCCUUGACACACCCCCUAAUCAGCCUCCGUUCUGGAUCUUUCACACGAUGGCCUCAUUAAUGGGAACCGGCCCGGAUGCUUGAGCAAGCUGUUAAGCACUGAUGGUUUUGUAAUUCAGUACUUUAUAUUCUUUGCUUUGGACAUGAAUAAA